UUAUACCAAAAUUGAGAUGAACAAAAAAAAAGUAGCACCCUAAAUUAAGCUUAAUAAUCUACAAAUAAGCAUAUUCAAACAUAAUUCGUACCAUGAAAGAACUCAUUCUCUAAUAACGUGCCACGUGCAACAUAGUUAAGGUUUAAUUUUGAUAGAAGAUUGACGAAGAAAAGAACAAACAAGAAAUUAAUCUGACUUGUUCACCAUUAUUAAGCUGCUCCCAUUUUCUCUCUCCUCAUUUCCCCUCUACCUGGGCAAAUCUCCAGCUAAUUAUUUCCAUUUUUUUUUAAUAAUACUACCAGGUCAUCAGACAUGAGCUGCAUACAUUUGGGGUAAAUUUUUUUCUUUGGUUUGCCACAAUCGGAGAACAAGCAUUAUCAGUGAUGCGUUUACCAUUGACUGCUGAUGGAUUGACUGGAUAGCUUCCAGCAAUGGGAAAGUGACCAGAUUGCUUGUUAAUGGAGAUGAGAGCGAUACACAAAGGCACAAAUAUAAGUGCAAAGAACUAUGGAACCUGCUUCAACCUCUAGCUUUCCUCUCAGUAAAUAAUGCCCCUUCAACCUCUACGCCUUUCUAGGCGAUCUUCACCUAAAUUUGUUUUUAUCAUACUCAUCCUUGCCCUCUUUUUAUCCACUUGUUUGGUUGGAAUUUUUACCAAUUGCCAGAAAAUCGCCUAUUUUUUCCGUCCUCUUUGGGACAAACCACCUCCACCAUUUUCUCGUAUCCCUCACUUCUAUGCAGAAAAUGUUUCUAUGGAUCAUUUAUGUCACCUUCAUGGAUGGUCAGUCCGCUCUGAACCUCGACGUGUAUUUGAUGCUAUCAUCUUUAGCAACGAGCUGGACUUGGUUGAGAUUAGGUGGCACGAGCUCAAGCCCUAUGUAACUAAAUUUGUACUCAUGGAAUCCAACACAACCUUCACUGGCAUCCGUAAGCCUCUGUACUUUGCUUCAAAUCGUGCUCGUUUUGCCUUUGCCGAGAGUCAGAUUGCCUAUGGUUUUUUGCCAGGGCAUAUUAGAAGCCCAGAGUCCCACAAAAACCCCUUCAAGCUUGAGAGUGAGCAUCGGAUGGCUAUGAAUCGCUUAAUUCGACAGGCAGGUAUUCAGUUUGGUGACAUCCUUGUUAUGUCAGAUGCAGAUGAAAUUCCUAGCCCACACACCAUAAAACUCCUUCAAUGGUGUGAUGAGAUCCCACCUGUAUUACACCUCGAGCUGAAGCACUACAUGUACUCAUUCGAGUUCCCAGUGGACUACAGUAACUGGCGGGCUUCAGCCCACAUCUACGGUCCAUUAACACAUUACAGGCAUUCCCGGAUGUCUAAUAUUAUUCUUUCAGAUGCCGGUUGGCAUUGUAGCUUCUGCUUUAGGUACCUCCAGGAUUUUGUGUUUAAGAUGACAGCUUAUAGCCAUGCUGAUCGUGUUAAGAAGAAAGAGUUUUUAGAUCAUAGAAGAAUUCAGAAACUCAUUUGUAAAGGAGACAACCUCUUUGACAUGCUUCCUGAAGAGUACAACUUCAAGGAGCUAAUCAAGAAGAUGGGAUCGAUUCCACGUUCUUCUUCUGCGGUUCACCUUCCUGCCUAUCUGAUUGAAAACACUGAUAAAUACAAGUUUCUGCUUCCUGGUGGCUGUGUCAGAGAACAAGAAUAAAUUUUGUUACUUAUUUGAUAUUCUGGCUCUGAAAAUCCUUGGAAAUGUCAAGUGUAAUGGUGUUUUAGAAGUAGCAUUAGCAUUGAAGUAAGAAUAGCUGCAAGCCUGCUAAGUGUAAAAAUAGUACAGCAACAUGAAAGAUCGUCUUGCAGUACUAAUGCGAACAGCUUGAUUUCAGGCAGAGGACUGACAGUGUAUGGACGUAAAUCAUCAGGUGAUGAUGGACCAAGGCCUUAGUCCAAAAAAGUCGGCCUGUUGUGGCUUAGCUUGGGACAUCAGGGCGAGCUGGUUGAGUUAAGCUUGAUCACCUCUAACGGCAUUUAUUGAUAUAGAAGCAAGGAUCUGCUGAAGCCUUGUUAUUAUGGCAGGACUAAAAUUGUGUUGGUAUUUUCAUUUAUACGGAAUGUUUUGAUUGAUUUGAGAGUACGAAUAUAUGCUGUACCCUCAUGAGAGUAGGAUCGUAUUUGUUUUUCACAAUAUUAAUUCUUUCAUUUCUUCUUCUCUAUGACAACAUUUGUAAAAGAAAUUGAUUGUAUUUGAAUUGUAUUCUUGAGAAAAUAAAGCUCGAAAUUAUAUAUA
Molecule: messenger RNA, 2222 nt
Organism: Chenopodium quinoa (quinoa)
Lineage: Eukaryota; Viridiplantae; Streptophyta; Magnoliopsida; Caryophyllales; Amaranthaceae
Product: beta-1,4-mannosyl-glycoprotein 4-beta-N-acetylglucosaminyltransferase-like
Exons: 3
Coding region: 549-1643 (364 amino acids)
Biological process (GO): protein N-linked glycosylation; N-acetylglucosamine metabolic process
Cellular component (GO): membrane
Molecular function (GO): beta-1,4-mannosylglycoprotein 4-beta-N-acetylglucosaminyltransferase activity
Source: RefSeq, a predicted model, not a curated record